Molecule: messenger RNA, 1515 nt
Organism: Jaculus jaculus (lesser Egyptian jerboa)
Lineage: Eukaryota; Metazoa; Chordata; Mammalia; Rodentia; Dipodidae
Gene: Ldaf1
Product: lipid droplet assembly factor 1
Exons: 5
Coding region: 394-882 (162 amino acids)
Source: RefSeq, a predicted model, not a curated record
UUUGGGGUGGUGGGUCCAGGGUGCCCAUCUAGCGAGCUGAACCCUCCAAGUCUGGCUGGGGAAGAGGGGCACUGCGAGGACGUUCCCUGUCUGUUGCCCUCGGCCUCGGUUAAAGAGGAGUGUAUCCGGCUGGGGAGCCCGUGGGCAGACGGGAUCCGCCGUACCACGUCUCAACUAGAUGUGGUAAAGGGGACGCCCGCACCAAGCGACGCGGGAGGCGCUGAUGUUUCUUGGAAAACCUAGAUGGAAGAUGUGCGGAACCGGGAGGCCCCGAGCUCCGGCGCCCUAGUGACUACAAGAGACAGAAUGACAUGAGAGUUUGGGCUGUGUGGUACACCAGAGAACUCAUUGGUAGAACAGAUAAUCCCCAAAGAGGCGGAAGGGCAUUUGAAGAUGGCCAAAGAGGAGCCCCCAAGUGUCUCAAAAGACUUGCAGGAGCUACAGAGGAAGCUGUCUUUGCUGAUUGAGUCCUUCCAGAAUAACUCAAAGGUGGUUGCUUUUGUGAAGUCUCCUGUGGGUCUGUACCUAGACAAGCAUCCCGUCCUGGCCCUCACUGUGCUGGUGUUCGUUGCCAUGUCAGCCAUCCCUGUUGGGUUCUUCCUGUUCAUCGUGGUGCUCACCUCCCUGGGCACUCUUGUGGGCGCCAUAUUACUGGAAGGUCUGGUCAUCUCCGUGUGUGGCCUGACACUGCUUUGUGUCCUCUGUGGCUUGGGGUUCGUAUCAGUCGCCAUGUCGGGGGCAGUUACGGUGUCUUAUAUGGUGGUCUCCAGCCUCAUCCACUACUGGUUUUCUCUGAGCAGACCUUGUACACAGCAAGCCAGCAGUGUUGAUUGCCAGCUGGCCAUGAAAUCUGCAGACUUCGAAGGCCUCUACCAAGAGUGACAGGAUCACUGGAAGCAGAGGUCAUGGCUGAGCAUCUCAAGGGAGCUCUGGCGUUCGUGCUCGCUUCUUGGGAUUUGGGCUCGGAGAAAGGGGCAGUAGAAUCAGGCACUCCCUGUCAUGUGCUCCCAGCUCUCCACUUACUGUGUGUAGAAUUCUUCUGUGGCCAAGGCAGCCCUUUCCUCAGACUCCCAUUUCCUAGUUCACGGACUGGACUUGGGAAGCUUCACUCUAGAUCCUGAAGGCUAUGUCCGUGACCCCAACAGUGACAGUGGCUUGUUCUCAGAUUUUGUUUGGUUUGGUUUUGGAAUGAGAGGAGAUGUUUGUCUUCCAUUCAUUUAAACGAGAGGUUUAAAAAAAAAAAAUCCAGACAGCAUUGGCUGUUCUGCCUUACUCAUUUUGUACCAGAAAGAACAGCACCAUUCAAAAAAUCCUUUUAACCUGUGGCCAAAGGUCUUUGAAAAAGUGCCAAGGCCUAGUUACUGCUGUUACAUGCUGUUGGUCUCUAACGUAUUUGCACUUGAUACUUUCGUAUUGUUCUAAAGAACUUGUCCUUUUAAGCCAUUUCUUACAAAACAAUGCCCGAGAACUUCAAAUUAUAAUAAAAUAUCCUAUGUGAUUUCUACUUCAAUGGUU